Molecule: messenger RNA, 6469 nt
Organism: Caretta caretta (loggerhead turtle)
Lineage: Eukaryota; Metazoa; Chordata; Testudines; Cheloniidae
Biological process (GO): regulation of cytokine production; regulation of immune system process; negative regulation of transcription by RNA polymerase II
Cellular component (GO): nucleoplasm
Molecular function (GO): RNA polymerase II cis-regulatory region sequence-specific DNA binding; DNA-binding transcription repressor activity, RNA polymerase II-specific
Source: RefSeq, a predicted model, not a curated record
GCCCUUUGUUCCGCCGGGGAGCCAUGGCCGGGGCCGGGGGCCCAGCGCGGCGCCUGCUCCGGCCCCGCCAGUCGCGGGGCAGCGAGGAGGCACUGGGAGAGCAUCUGGCCUGUCUACAAAAAGCCGAGGAGGAGCGGCAAAGCGUGGAGCUGCUGAAACAGACUGAAGCCGAGCGGCAGAAGAUCGUUGCGGAGUGGAAGGAGCUGCGAGGGUUUCUGGAAGAGCAGGAGCAGCUCCUGCUGUCCCAGCUGGAAGAGCUAGCCAGAGCCAUUGUCAAGAGAAGGGAUGAAGGUGUCUCCAGACUGUCUGGGGAGAUUUCCCUGCUUGGAGGGAAGGGGCAGCAGCAGCCAAGCAGCCAAUCCCCACAGGGUGCGGGAUGCACUGAGAGCAGCAGGGAGGAUGGGCCGUUUCAGAAGCCAGAGCCGGGGUUUGCGGAGCUGGAGAAGAGACUCAGCGAUUUCUCUCUGAAAAGUGCCAUCGUGCAGGAGGUGCUGCUGGGAUUCAAAGAGACUCUGCGACUGGAGCUGGAGAGCAACACAGGGAUUCCAGUUUCCAAACCUGAUGAUGUCUCCCAGCUGGAACAAGGGGAAGAGCCAUGGGUCCAGGGUCUCCAGGACUCAGAGGAAAGAGAGAUCCAGGGAGGUGCCUGCAGGGCAGGUGAAGGGACAGUAAGUAAGAACAAGCAAGAGAAUCCUCAGCAGAAAGAUCACGAGCAAGAGGAACCACCCGGGAUGUUUUCAGAAAGAUUUGAAGGGAAUGUUCACUGGAGUUGUGAGCGGAGAAAAGGUCAUGAGAGUCAGCACUGGCCAGAGAGGCAGCCGGGAAAACAGCCGGGGGAUUGUCAGGGAAGUGGCAAGGACCUCCAGGAAACCACAGCCCAGCAGAGAAUCCCCACAGGAGAGAGAAAAAACACCUGCACUGAGUGUGGGAAAACCUUCAGUAGUCGCUCAAACCUUAUUACGCACUGGAGAAUCCACACAGGGAACAGACCAUAUAAAUGCUCAGAGUGUGGGAAAAGCUUCAAUCAGCGUUCAAACCUUAUUAAACAUUGGAGAAUCCACACGGGAAAUAGACCCUUUAAAUGCCAUGACUGUGGGAAAAGCUUCACUGACAGCUCAAACCUUACUCAGCAUCAGAGAACCCACGUGGGGGAGAGACCCUACAGGUGCUCGGAGUGCGGGAAAAGCUUCACUCGGAGCUCAGACCUUAUUAGACAUGAGACAAUCCACACGGGAGACAGACCCUUUAAAUGCUCCAAGUGCGGGAAAAGUUUCAACGACCGCUCAAACCUUAUUACGCAUCAGAGAACCCACAUGGGGGAGAGACCUUAUAGGUGCUCAGAGUGCGGGAAAAGCUUCAGUGUGAGUUCCAGCCUUAUUACACAUUGGAGAAUCCAUACAGGAGAGCGACCCUAUGAAUGCUGUGAGUGCGGGAAAAGCUUUACUCGGAGCUCAGACCUUAUUAGACAUGAGACAAUCCACACGGGAGACAGACCCUUUAAAUGCUCCAAGUGCGGGAAAAGCUUCAAUGACCGCUCAAACCUUAUUAGACAUCAGAGGAUCCACAAAGGACAGUAGACCCACUGACUAGGGCUGGCCAAAGAUACUCUUGCUAAUUCCCACAUAGAGACCUUUAAGGCUGUUUGCACCAGUUAUGUUACCGCAGUCUCUCAGCUGCCCCACUUUUGCCUUUUGCACCUCACCCUUUGGGGUGAAUCGCAGGGCCCCUUCUAUCAGCUCUUUUGUCCUGGAAGUGGAGGGAAUGGUAUGCCUCACCUGCCAGGAAUGUCCAUCAGCCCCGGGUGGGGAGAUAAGGGUGACCUCGACUAGCUACACUGAGAUAUAAUCUACCUAGGCCGUGUCUCCACUAGGAUUUUCCAUGGAGAUAAUUAGCUCAGGUUAACUAUCCUGAUGUAAAACAUAACUAUUCUUGCAGUGCAGCCAUAGCCCACAGUGGCAAGCAUUAUCUAGCAUGUUCCUCCUUGAUCUGACUUAACCUCCAUCACUUUUCCAAACCCUGGGCAUCACGGUCCCCCCACGGUCAGCAGAGUGAUUGUCAGAGGCAUUGAGUUCCCCCUUGGAGACAGAUUGGUUAUGUCUACACUCCAAAAACUCCUGCAGUAGCAAGUCUUAGAGCCUGCCUGGAUCUACAUGCCUGGGCUAAGCUACAGAUCUAAAAAUAGCCAAGGAAACAGCUGAGGCUGGAGCUUGGGCUCUGAAGCCUGGGGACAGGGCUUUUAGCGCUGUAGCAUGAACCGGAGUCGAGAGACCCAGGAUCUGAGAUUCGCUGCCACUUCUUUUAGCAGUGUAGACAUAUCCAUAGAGUUUAUCCUGCCUGCAUUCUGCCGCUCCUCGCAGACCUGAAGCAGGAAUUUGAAUGAAUCCCAAACACCAAGUAAUUGUUCUGUGCUUUAAUCUGUGUUUCCCUCAACUGGCAAAGCUGCUUCUGUGCUUUUUUCUGCUAAACUGGGAUUGUUGCUGAUGGGAAGUUUGGCUAUUUUUCUCCAUUACAAUGAUGCUAAAACUUCUGAAAAUAUCAUGAUUCAAAAAUAAUGAGAUGGUGCUGAGUGAAGCACAUUUGGGUGGAUCAGAGGACAACAAAAUGGGAUAAUCUGUUGUCCUGAUUUGAGUCAUCAGGUAUAGCCUGCUCUGGAAUUUUAGUUUAUAUGAAACUAAAAGUGUCUUAUACCCCUUGGUAUUGUCAGUUUCUCUCUCUUUCCUGAAGACCAUUUAAUCACAUAACUGGAUGGCAGUUUUGUUAAACGGAACAUAGCUUGGAUUUAGUGGGGACUUUGAGACAAAUGACCAUUGGCUAAAAUAGUCAUUUCUUUCUUUUUGUUUUUUCCUUGCCCUUCCAUGAUGAUGUGGCCCAUGGGGGAUGUUCACAUGCAGUUCAGUCAUCAGGAGAGGUCACGCUUCAACCUAUUGGUCAUGCUACCAUGGAAACAGUAGUGUUUUAAAAUCUCUACUCUGAGAUGGUAAAUAACAGUACACCCCAAUCUGCAGCUAACUGAAGUAACUGACUACGAGCGCACCCAUGUUCCGCUGGUUAAGGCGGUAUCAUUUCCAAUGGUCUGGGAAGAGAAUUGCAGAGUAAGUGGCUUGGAACUAGGAAAAAUAACCGUAUAUUUGGUUCCCAAAGUUGUUGUGGCCCAGGCCCUUCACAUUACUUUUGAAGAUGUUUCCUUCCUAAUCAGGUAUGUUGCCUAUGUUUUGGGAAACACUGUCCCCAUCUGUGUGGAUGUGGAGAAAAUGGGAGUGGCAUUUUUGCUGAACUUACCCUUUGUACAGGUUGCAAAUGUGUAUAAAAUGAACUCAGUGUUGAAUGUGAGGUAGUUGCGAAAUAGUGAUUUUUGAACAGAUACCCCACUUCUGGUGGCUUGCAGGGAUUCUGAUGCAGUCCAUAAUUUAGACCUGUGCCAUCAGAUUAAAGAAACAAAUUGGAUAUGUUUGGAGAAGUCUUUCCUCAGUAACACUACUGAGAUUUUGGGUGGUUUGGUAAAGGAUUCUGCUCCAGAGAAGUGUAAAUUUACCCUGAUCAAGGCCAAGGAUUUGGCAAGCACUCAGUAAUAGCAGGUACCACUGGUUGGUUUUCAUCCCAGGGAAGGACUCUACCGUGGUCUAUAGCCCAGGUAAAACUAUGUUUAGAAUACCUUUCCCUAGGUUAAUGGCAUUGAGUAAGGUCCCUGAGGAUGCCAUAGUUAAACUGGGAACAAUUGUCCGUUACCAUUUGGAGCCAAAGUUUCAAGAGGCAAAGAAAGAAGCCUUCAAAGGACAUUCCUUCCUCAUGGAUCCCAGUCUGGCUCCCUCGGUGGACAACAAGGACUUUCAUGCUGUGUAAGUGAUGAUAACCAAUGAGGGAAUAGAUAUGUCAGAUUCCCAAGUGCAGACAGACAGAUACAUAAAUGUUGAUUCUCUGCUUUUGUCUCUUAGUUUUGCCCGGGUGUUUUGUGCAUCACUUCUCCUUCAUGUCCUGCUAAUUUGAAAGAUUAGAAAGUGUGAAAAUAGAGUAGAGGUGCUUGUUCUCAUGAUGCAGACCUUCCCACAUAGUGUGAGGCCCCUUUUACCAACACUGAUAGCAGAAGACCAAGAGAUAAAUGAAUUCAAAGAAGUGGAAGACACCUAUGUUGACACAGAAUGCAAUUUUACCUGGGAUUCACUUGGUAGAACUGGAAAUUAAGAGAAAACUAACACAUAUAAGAUUUUGUAAUCUUUGAAUAUGUUAUUGUUACCAAUGAAAAUGAAAUUAAACAUGAAGUUAAUUAUUGGUUAAAGAGUAAGACACUGAUUUUCUGAUAACCCAAAUUAUACUGGAACACUGCAAUUUUACAUUAGUUCCCUUUUAGUAUAGGAAAGGGUGACUAAUCUUUUAAAGUAUAUUUGAUGUAAGAUACAUCCUUUGGACUAAUGAGUUUUGAAGAAAAACCUCACUUCAAAGGUUGGAGUGGGGGAAUACGAGAGAGAAAUAGUGUGUAUGAGAGUACAGACCCAGUGUUUUACUUCAAAUGGAAUUUAUGUCGAUGCUCUAAAGCAAAUUUUCUGUUAAGUGGAAAAUUGCUUAAGGAGACAAGUAGUGUAAUCUUUUACCCAGUUAGUCUGUAGGGGUCAUUGAGUUCCCCACUUCUCUUGUUCGCAAAGCAAAGGCAUGACAUCUGUCAUGAGAUGUGAUGCUUUCUCAGGGUGUCCAGAACUGUAAGUCACCCCUCUGCAUCUGCUGGUGCUAACCAAAGUGACAACUCCUUGCCACUCCAGUUUGUUAGCCAGCCCCAUAGAUUCCACAGGAUGCCACCAGUCCUAAUUUUGCCUGGCAGGUUAACCCUAUUGUACUUCAGUCCCCAAACUCUCCAGAAGCAUCUCCCUGUAGCCUCUAACCCUGGUCACUGUCGCAAUUACCAAGUUCGCUGUCUCUAGAGAGAUGUACUACCAUUUUGCGUUAUUUAACCAGGAAUUCAUAGAUUCAUAGAUAUUAAGGUCAGAAGGGACCAUUAUGAUCAUCUAGUCUGACCUCCUGCAGGCCACAGAAUCUCACCCACCCACUCCUGCGAUAAACGUCUCACCUAUGUCUGAGCUAUUGAAGUCCUCAAAUCAUGGUUUAAAGACUUCAAGGAGCAGAGAAUCCUCCAGCAAGUGACCCGUGACCCAUGCUACAGAGGAAGGCGAAAAACCUCCAGGGCCUCUUCCAAUCUGCCUGGAGGAAAAUUCCUUCCCGAUCCCAAAUAUGGCAUCAGCUGAACCCUGAGCAUAUGGGCAAGAUUCACCAGCCAGAUACCCAGGAAAAAAUUCUCUAUAGUAACUCCGAUCCCACCCAAUCUAACAUCCCAUCACAGGCCAUUGGGCCUAUUUACCAUGAAUAUUUAAAGAUCAAUUAAUUGCCAAAAUCAUAUUAUCCCAUCAUACCAUCUCUUCCAUAAACUCAUCGAGUUUAAUCUUAAAGCCAGAUAUGUCUUUUGCCCCCACUGUUUCCCUUGGAAGGCUAUUCCAAAACUUCACUCCUCUGAUGGUUAGAAACCUUCAUCUAAUUUCAAGUCUAAACUUCCCGAUGAUCAGUUUAUAUCCAUUUGUUCUUGUGUCCACAUUGGUACUGAGCUUAAAUAAUUCCUCUCCCUCUCCGGUAUUUAUUCCUCUGAUAUAUUUAUAGAGAGCAAUCAUAUCUCCCCCCAACCUUCUUUUGGUUAGGCUAAACAAGCCAAGCUCCUUGAGUCUCCUUUCAUAAGACAGAUUUUCCAUUCCUCAGAUCAUCCUAUAAUAGCACUGUCAUGCUUACGAUACAAAAAUAAGAUUAUUAACCAAGGACAGAAAUUUAAGGGAUAUUAAGAACAAUAGAGACAGAAAUGGUUACAAAUCAAACAAGCAUAACAUGCUUCUAAGUGACUAAAAUUUAACAAGCUAAAAUCCUUGACUAAAAUAAGUUUCUAACUAAAGAAACCUUUUAGCAUUACCCACUGUGGUGGAAUACACCCCUGCACGCUAUUGUAAUAAUCUUUGUACAAGGUGAACAUUCAUAAUUUAUUGCCUAGUAAUAUCAUGGUAGAGUGCAUAUAGUACCAUUAUAUGUAAAGUUAUGAACAUAAAAAUCGUGACUGACGUGCAUUUCCCAGGUGAGUUUGGGGAGUGGUUAAAUCAGUUUCUCAAAGAUAAAGGGCAAGCGAGGCGUCAACAAAGCUGACGGACAAUCACCUACCAAGUGACCAAUCUUUGGCAGGAACAAAGAAGUCCGCAUUUUAGCAAAGAAACAGCCUAGAGUCUCCUUUCUCCAGCAGACUGCCUGUCUACUUGUUCUUAGAUGGAAAUGCUUUACAAAAAGAGACUAAAAAAACUAUAAAAAAGAGAGGAUGACACCCCCAAGACACUCUGCUCUCUCUCCUUGCCCACCUCAUUCUCUGCACCUUAGAAGACAAAGGAAACCGCCUUUGGGCUUUACAGGAGAGGUCCUGACCUGAAGAGUUUGGUCAGUAAUGCUGCUAAAAAUG